Molecule: messenger RNA, 1704 nt
Organism: Neoarthrinium moseri
Lineage: Eukaryota; Fungi; Ascomycota; Sordariomycetes; Amphisphaeriales; Apiosporaceae
Exons: 2
Coding region: 1-1704 (567 amino acids)
Biological process (GO): carotene catabolic process
Molecular function (GO): carotenoid dioxygenase activity
Source: RefSeq, a predicted model, not a curated record
AUGGCACACAUUCACGCCCUCGAACCCCAAGUGACCAACUCCAACUAUGCCAAGGGCCGCAACACCGGCACGGGUCACAAAUUCCCGGACACGCCAGUGUUCCAAGGAAUGAACAAACCCUCGCGUUUUGAAGGAGAUAUAUACGAUCUCGAAGUUACGGGGAAUAUCCCGAAAGACAUCAAUGGCACCUUCUACAGGGUCCAGCCAGACCACCGGUUCCCCCCAAUUUUCGAGGACGACAUCCAUUUCAACGGCGAUGGCAGCGUGACGGCCAUUAGGAUCGUGGAUGGACAUGCCGACUUCAAGCAGCGCUACGUACGCACCGAUCGCUAUGUAGCCGAGAACGCUGCGCGCCGUAACCUUUUUGGUAAAUAUCGCAACCCGUUUACGGACAACGAGAGCGUCAAGGGCGUCAUUCGGACAGCAUCUAACACCAACAUCACCUUCUGGCGGGGUAUGCUACUCGCCAGCAAGGAAGAUGGCCCGCCGUUCGCCAUGGACCCUGUGACGCUGGAGACUAUUGGCCGGUACGACUUUGAAGGACAGAUCUUGGCACCCACGUUCACUGCACACCCCAAAUUCGACCCCGAUACGGGUGAGAUGCUGUGUUUUGCCUACGAGGCUGGGACUGAUGGCUCCGACUGCGCCGCUGACGUUGUCACUUGGACGUUCGACGCCGACGGCAAAAAGACUGAGGAGCUAUGGUUCGAAGCCCCUUACGCGGGCAUGAUCCACGAUUGUGGUAUCUCCAAGAACUAUAUGGUCCUCCCCUUGACCCCGCUCAAGAUGUCCCUGGACCGGCUUAAGCAAGGGGGUAACAAGUUUGCUUGGGACCCAAAAGAGGACCAGUGGUACGGUUUAGUCCCGAGACGUGGUGGUAAGAAAGAGGAUGUCAUCUGGUUUAAGGCGGAUAAUGGCUUUCAGGGACAUGUAGCCGGAUGCUACGAGAACGAGGAGGGGAAGGUCGUCCUUGAUCUUACCGUGGCUGACGGGAACGUGUUCUUCUGGUUCCCAACAGAAGAGGAAGUGGCAGCAGGGGCGCCGCUGAAGCCAAACCGCCUCAGCAGCCCGACACACCGCUGGGUAUUCGACCCAAAGGCCAAGACAGGCACCAAGGUCAGCCCAGCAUUUACUUGGCCGACCAGUGGAGAGUUCUCCCGCAUCGAUGACCGCUGGGUUACCAAGAAGUAUCGUCACUUCUGGCAAUUAGGGAUUGAUCCCAGCAGGCCUUACGACUUUGAGAAAUGUGGGCCACCGGCUGGUGGCUUAUUCAACUGCAUUGCACGUUACUCCUGGGAUCCUGAAAACGAUAUGCAGACCGGCGAGGAGGAUGUAUAUUUCGCAGGGCCGACCAUGACGUUCCAAGAGCCGAGUUUCAUCCCGAGGAAUGGAGGGGCAGAGGGUGAAGGGUACAUCAUCGUGCUUCUCAACCAUCUCGAUGUGCUCCGGAACGAUGUCGUCAUCUUUGACGCUCAGAAGAUUGCUGCAGGCCCCGUGGCCACGCUCCAUCUGCCUCUGAAAUUGAAGCUCGGGUUCCAUGGGAAUUUUGUUGAUCACAGAGACAUAGAAGAGUGGCAGAAGCGUCGGGAGGGUGCGCUGGGGCCCGUAAAGCCUGCGAGAGAGCCUUUGCCGUGGCAGAAAGCGCUGGCCAAUGGCCAAAUCCAUACGAAUGGGGUGGCAUCUGAGGUGAACGGAAGCCACUGA